AUGAAUAAGAGGACCCUAUCCAAUGACGAAAACGAAAACGAGAAAAACAAAACCGGCGUGAAGAGAUACCUGAUGAGCAAUGACGAUCCGUUUGAAAGCCAAAAAAUGUUUCACGAAAAAAACUGCGCGUCCAAAAUUAGUGCCAAUUCGUUAAUCGAUAUGAAGCAGGAAGGCGACUACGUUCUUACCGACUUGAACAAUAACAUGAAUAAAAACAUGAAUGGAAAUGAUAACGACGCGGACAUGAGUUGUGGCAUGGGUCGAGGCACCACCCUGAUUGAUACGAAUAUGAAUAAUGAUCGGGAGAACACCAAGUACGGGGGGGUUACCACUAUGAGCGAGUUCGGCUACGUAGGGGGAGGCUGCGUUGGGAACGGCUGCGUGGGGGCCCCCUGCGUGGCGAACAGUUGCACUGCUAACAGUUGCGCUGCUAACAGUUGCGCUGCUAACAGUUGCGCUGCUAACAGUUGUGCUGCUAACAGUUGCGCUGCUAACAGUUGUGCUGCUAACAGUUGCGUCUCGAACACCUGUGCCCCCAGCGACGGAGGAGCGAGCAACCAGCCCCAGAACAUAUACUUCCCCAGCGAUAGUAAAAAAAGAAAGGGCAGCAAGUACAGCGGAAUGCCAUUCCUCAAGAAGGAAAAAAACUGCGUCAAUACAUUCCUUGUUUUGAAAGACGUACCGAGAGAUGCAGACAAGGAGGACAUCAAAUCGUUUAUGAGACCAUUUAUUAAAAAUAAUAAUCCAGAAAUUAUUUUCGAUCGGGAUGGAAUUAUUGUGAAGCUGUACGAUGACGAAUUGAACAAAAAUAUUUUCAACUACUUUGAUGAGCACCCGACACAGAUCAAGGGUUCCUUCGUGAGUGUUAAGCUGUCCAAGCUUAGUGACGACAGUGGCGGUGCCGCCGUUAAUAAGGAGAACUUGGAUGAGUACGAAGGCGGGGGCGUCGCCGCGAACGCCGCGGUGAAUGCCGGCCCGAUUGGCGGUCCGAUUGGCGGUCCGAUUGGCGGUCCUAUUGGCGGUCCUAUUGGCGGUCCGAUUGGCGGUCCGAUUGGCGGUCCGAUUGGCGGUCCCAUUGGCAGCCCCAUUGUCGGAAAUGGAAACAACCUGAGCAGCGGAGGCAACGUGCCAAGCACGAAGGAUGCCCUAGAAGGCGUAAAUAAAAAAACGGGCAAGCACAACAAAAACGAGUCCUCAAGAGUCAUCCUUGUAUCUGUCCUCAACCUGCACUACCCAGUAGACAUAGAAUUAAUAUACUAUCUCUUUAGCAAAUGUGGAACGGUAGAAAAAAUUAUCACCUUCUCCAGAAACCCCCUAAUCUAUCAAGCCCUAGUUCAGUUUCCAAACAUAGAAACUGCACAGGAAGCCAUCAAAACGCUGCACAACAGGAACAUAUAUGAUGGGUGUAACACUAUUCAGAUUCAGUACUCCUUUUUAAAGGAGCUGGUUGUGAAGGCAAACAAUUCUAGCUCACGAGAUUAUACGGCAGCCAACAUGACCAAAAAUAAGAACCUUUUGAAUUUUCAGACCUCGCACGGUGUGCUGCCUACCCCGACAAGGAAGGGAAACGACUCCGAGCUGUACCUCAUGCUGGAAAGGAAAUUCAAGCUAGUCGACUUCGACGCGAAGAACACCUCCAAAACGCCGGUUCUGAUUUGUUACAACAUCCCGAAGGACUACACGGAUGUGCACAAGCUCUUCAACCUGUUCAGCGUAUACGGCUUCGUGUCUAGAAUAAAAAUCCUGCGGGAGAAACCCGACUCCGCACUCAUCCAGUACGCGGGCUAUCUCUUCGCCUCAGUGGCUCAGGAGUGUUUGCAGCACGCCAAAGUUGGCGACCAGGUUUUGGAGCUCCACUUUUCGAAAAUUCUAGAUAUCCGUAUUGCGCCGCAGCAGAAGAAAAUCGAGUCAUACAAGGCCAAAACGUUUAGCAGCUACGAUCAGCGAUAUUUGCUGUCAGAUCAAGCGAAAUACAUAAAGGGAGCGUGUAAGCCAACCAAAACGCUGUUCAUAUCGAACGUAAGCGAAGAAGUAACGGAGGAAUGCAUAAUGAACCUUUUUAUAAAGUACGGAGAGAUUAAAAAAAUAAAAAUCCAACCAGUUAAGGAGGGAAAGAAACACAUAACCAUCACAGUGGAGCUGAGUUCAGAAGACAUGGCAACAAGGGCGUUAAUGGACCUCCACAAUUUCUACCUGAAAGAUCGCUUCAUCAAAGUGUCUUACACAAAAACUCGAUUAUGA
This is a messenger RNA of Plasmodium cynomolgi strain B, 2241 nucleotides long. Its product is annotated as polypyrimidine tract binding protein. The transcript has 5 exons. The record is from RefSeq and is a predicted model, not a curated record. NCBI's taxonomy places the organism in Eukaryota, Apicomplexa, Aconoidasida, Haemosporida, Plasmodiidae. Gene Ontology annotation, biological process: regulation of RNA splicing. Bases 1 to 2241 code for a protein of 746 amino acids. Gene Ontology annotation, cellular component: nucleus. Gene Ontology annotation, molecular function: mRNA binding.